AUGGCCUCUGCACAGUCAGUCGAUCAGAGGGUUUACGCCACGACUAAAGAAGGCGACGACUUCAUCCCCAAGACCGCGAAAUGGACAUGCAAAUUUGGACCUACCGAAGCCCAAUGUGGGAAAAUCAACAAUGAUAUAACAAAAAAGCAAUGCGAGAGAUGUGGCUUCAUACGCUCUGAUGCAGUCGCACACGUCGGGGAGAGGCUCGAUGAGGGGGCGAAGGGGAGGUGUUGGGAGAUCUGCGAGAUCGAGGACGAUGGGACUGAAGUUUGGACGUAUGGCUUCCGUCGUGAAUGGAAUGAGUGCUGGGCUCGUUCUGGUUCGCAUCUGAGGAAUCUUUCGGAGGCGAGUUGA
Messenger RNA from Fusarium verticillioides 7600, 354 nucleotides. RefSeq lists its product as hypothetical. The coding region runs from base 1 to 354 and encodes 117 amino acids. The record is from RefSeq and is a predicted model, not a curated record. The transcript has a single exon. Lineage: Eukaryota; Fungi; Ascomycota; Sordariomycetes; Hypocreales; Nectriaceae.